This is a messenger RNA of Suillus subaureus, 333 nucleotides long. Its product is annotated as high mobility group box domain-containing protein. Bases 1 to 333 code for a protein of 110 amino acids. The transcript has 4 exons. The record is from RefSeq and is a predicted model, not a curated record. NCBI's taxonomy places the organism in Eukaryota, Fungi, Basidiomycota, Agaricomycetes, Boletales, Suillaceae.
AUGCCUAAAGAUACCACCAAAACCAAGCGCAAGGCUGCAGGUAAAUCAGAGGGAAAGGCAACUAAGGCCAAGGCUGCCAAGGCCAAGGGCGCUCCUAAACGUGCGCUCUCCGCGUACAUGUUCUUCAGUCAAGAUUGGAGGGAGAGAAUUAAGACUGAGAACCCAGAUGCUGGUUUCGGUGAGGUUGGCAAACUACUAGGUGCCAAGUGGAAGGAGCUUGACGAGGAGGACAAGCAGCCUUAUAUCGAAUUGGCCGCCAAGGACAAGACAAGGGCAGAGGAGGAGAAGGCAUCCCUGGCUGCCGUAUGUAUAUGUUAUUUGUCCGCAUCGUAG